Molecule: messenger RNA, 1535 nt
Organism: Cuscuta campestris
Lineage: Eukaryota; Viridiplantae; Streptophyta; Magnoliopsida; Solanales; Convolvulaceae
Source: the annotation of a GenBank genome assembly
CAUAACAACCCCAAUAAGUAGUGGGAAAUAAAGAAUUUGGUGAAUAAAUAUAGUAUUAGCAUUAUGGGAAUUUUAGAAACUAAAAUAAAAAAGAGAAGGAGGAGGAGAUUAUGAAUAAGAUGCUUAAUGGAUGGGGUAUGAUAAACAACAUUGAUUGGCAUCCCCUAGGGAGAAUAUGGGUGGUCUGGAAUAAAAGGAAGAUUCAUAUGAAAGUGUUGGAUAGAACUGCACAAACAGUUCAUUGUAAGGCUAGGGAGAUGAAUAAUAAUGAAUACUUUUGGAUUACUUUUGUCUAUGCCUUUAAUGAUCAAGGGAGUAGAUUACAGCUGUGGGAAAGACUGAAGGGAUAUGCCCAGAAUAUGGGGGACCCUUGGUGCUGUGUGGGAGAUUAUAAUGUUGUACUGGAGAUUGAGGAUAGGAAGGGAGGUAACCAGGUCACUGAUGAUGAAAUUAGGGAUUUCAAGGCAUGUGUGCUAGAAUGUGGGCUGGAGGAAAUUCCCUGGGUAGGAUCUUACUAUACAUGGUCAAACAAACAGGGGCCUGAAAACAUAAUCUGGUCUAAGAUAGAUAGGGUAUUAUCUAAUGAUGUCUGGAUGAGCAAGUAUGGUACUAAAACAAGAGUUCUGAGUGAAGGGAUAUUUGAUCACUCCCCCUUACUGAUUACUAAGGUGGAUUUAUACAAAGCUAGCCCAUUUAGGUUCUGCAACAUGUGGUUGAAGGAUCCAAAGAUGGGGCAAAUAAUGGAGGAAGAAUGGAGAUAUGAGGAUUCCAACAAGAACAUGUACCAGUUACUAAAGAAUAUGAAGAAUCUUAAAGGGCCCCUAAGGAAACUUCAUAAGGCAGAAUACAGUAAUAUUCAUAUGCAACUGGAGGAGGCUAGAGGAAAAUUAACAAAGUUCCAGCAAGAGUUACAAAAAACUCAACUGACAGAGGAUUUGAUAAAAGAAGAAAAGGAACUGAGGGAUAAAUUACACAAAGCAAUUAGAGCUUCUCAUAGUAUGAAGUGUCAGCAGAGUAAACAGACAUGGCUCACUGAAGGAGAUAAAAGCUCUAAGUUGUUUUAUGCAUGGAUCAAAAAAAGGGCUGCACAGAAUUAUAUAGUGGCAAUUCAGAAUGAUAUAGGGAAAAUGGAGGAAGGAACAACGAACAUAGCCAAUACUUUUGUGAAGUACUACACCCAACUUCUGGGAACUAAGAAUCAGGCUAAUGGAAUACAUGACACUAUAGCUAAGCAAGGUAGAGUGUUGGACUUGGAGCAACAACUAAAUCUGAUCAGACCCUUCAAUGCACAACAAGUCAAAGUGUUAGACAAGGCGUGCAACUCUAGAGGGAGGGUGAAUAGAGUUGUUGAGAAUGUUUACCGAUUUUCGCAGGAUUAAAAAUAUAAACGUAAGUGCAGCGGAAAUAAAAUAGAGAAGGGAAAGAACACACCGAUGUAUACUGGUUCACCACCUCGUGGCUAGUCCAGUUCCCCGAGAGACUUUCUCGAAGCUACCACUACUUCCGUUAAGCUUACGGGUGCUUAACAAACCGUU